Messenger RNA from Papaver somniferum (opium poppy), 699 nucleotides. RefSeq lists its product as uncharacterized. Gene Ontology annotation, biological process: DNA integration. The record is from RefSeq and is a predicted model, not a curated record. Gene Ontology annotation, molecular function: nucleic acid binding. Lineage: Eukaryota; Viridiplantae; Streptophyta; Magnoliopsida; Ranunculales; Papaveraceae. The transcript is spliced from 3 exons. The coding region runs from base 1 to 699 and encodes 232 amino acids.
AUGAGUGAAAGAAAAUAUGUCAUUCUUGUUGUGGUGGACAGGCUGAUUAAGUACAUCCACUUUAUUGCAUUACAUCAUCCUUACACAGCUGCAUCUGUUGCUAGGGAAUUCAUCUCUCAUGUGUUCAAGCUUCAUGGUCUACCUGGUUCCAUAGUUUCUGACAGAGACAAAGUUUUUACAAGUCAUUUUUGGCAGGACCUAUUCAAGGCAUUGGGGACUCAACUGCAUUUAAGCACAGCAUACCAUCCACAGACUGAUGGCCAAACUGAAAGGGCACUCUAUGGAUAUCUGCCUCCACACUUAGCUUUUCCUUCCAUUGCCACAAUAUCUGUUGCUGUUGUUGAAGACUAUAUGAAACAGAGAGCUGUUGUUCUUGAUAUUUUGAAGGAAACUCUACAUAAAACACAGGAGAGGAUGAAGUUCUUUGCUGACAAGACCAGAACUGAUAGAGUGUUUGCAGUGGGUGACAAGAAAAUUUGUGCAGCUUCUUACAAACUGCAACUACCAGCAGAAGCUAGAAUUCAUCCAGUCUUCCAUGUGUCCCAGUUGAAGCAACGCAUUGGCACCAUCCACAGUCCUUCUCCAUCUCUGCCAGUGCUGGAUACUGAUGGUUCUAUCUUAGUCAUUCCUGUUGUUGUUUUGGAUACUAGAACUAUUUCUCGAAAUGGUGCCUCUGUCCCUCAAUUGCUCAUCAGGUAG